AUGUUGGAUUACCUCUUGUCGAACAACCACGUCAACUCCAUCAUUGUGCACAAGUUCGACUUUUCCGAUGAAGAGGUGAUGGCGUAUUACAUAUCUUUCCUGAAGACGCUCUCGCUCAAGCUCAACAAUCACACCAUCCAUUUUUUCUACAACGAGCACACCAACGAUUUCCCCUUAUACACCGAGGCCAUCAAGUUCUUCAACCACAGCGAGAGUAUGGUGCGCAUCGCCGUCCGUACGCUCACCCUCAACGUCUUCAAAGAAGCUAAUGCCAGCAGGCCCGAGGGCAUGCUGCAAUCCAAACAUAAGAGAAAAAACGGACGUGUGGAGGACAGGGCAAUGCUGAAGUUCAUCCGCGACCGGACAGCCGCGCCGUACUUCUCCAACCUCGUCUACUUCAUCGGCAAGCACGUUCUCGAGCUGGACAGCUGUGUCACGCACGCCGAGCAUGGCAACAGCACGCGUCUGUCCGACCUGGUCGCCGAGCACCUGGACCACCUGCACUACGUGAACGACAUCCUGUGCCUUCGCAUUGAAGCCCUGAAUGCGGUGCUCACCGACCACCUCCUGAACCGGCUCCUGGUGCCCCUCUACGUGUACUCCCUCGUCCAGGGACCCCACCCGUGCCUAGCGGAUGACCGGAAGAAAGUCAGCAGCAUAGUCUCCUUGUUCCUCCUGUCACAGGUGUUCCUGAUAGUGUCCCACGAGCCGUUAGUCAGGCAGCUGGCCAACAUUAUUCUGAACCGAGACAUGAAAGUGUUCACCGCGAGGGCCAAGGACGACUCUGCCUCAAACAAGAGCGACCUGGGCAGCGAGCCCGAGUUUGUGGCCCCCGAGGAGACGCUUGAGAAGAGCCUGGAGACAUGGACGUCCGUGGCGCCAGCGAGCGAGGUCGACAUGAGCGCCGAGGAGCAGGGUUGCCACGGCGACCCCCCGCAUGCGAACGGUUCGGCCGCCGCGGCAACACCAACCAACGCCUACCCGCACGGCCUUCACCCGUCGGUGCCCUGUCACCCCGAGGACGGCGAUCACUCGCAGCCGGCAUCCUCGACUGACUGCGAGGUGAACCCCGCGUACCUUCCCGACGGCCUUAACAUCACGGACGAACAGAAGGCCCAGGCUGUUCAGAGGCUCAGCAUGGCCGCCCUGGAACAGCUCAGUCAAGGUUGGCCCCUCUGUGAGAGGCCCUUCUUGGCAGCCAUCUUGAACGCCCUGGACUGCAGUGAAAACGACCACCCGGCAUUGUUUGCACUGUGUCUACUCUACGCGUUGGGCCACAACCCAGGCAUCAACCGCGAGCUGUUGGACACUGUGCUCAUGCCAUCACUGAAUCCGGAGACGAAGCACUGGUACAACGUUGCCCUCAUGGACAAGCUGAUCCAGAUCAUCGCCUUGAGCUGUAAAUAUGGAAGCAAGGUGCGACUGGCGACUCUGGAAAUGUCUCUGCUGCUGCUUCGCCAGCUCGCCACGAUCGACGGUGAGUCGUGCCUCCAGGACCACCACCUGGCCGGCUUGGAGCAGGCCAAGGAGGAGAGCACGCUACUGCUCAGGAAUUUCUACAAGAGUGAAGAGAUGUUCCUCGACAUGUUUGAAGACGAGUACCAGGAGAUGAAGAAGAAACCGCUCAAUGUGGAGUACCUGAUGAUGGAUGCGAACCUGCUGCUGCCACCCAUGGGGACGCCCAUGUCGGGGGUGGAGUUCCACAAGCGCCUGCCCUGUGGCGAGGUGGAGAGGAUGCGAAGGGCGAUCCGGGUGUUCUUCCUCCUGCGCGAGCUCUCGCUAUUUCUGAGCAACGAUCGGGAGACGCAGCUGCCGCUCACAAAUUUGGCGAGCUGCGUCAAGGUGGACGACGUCCUCGACCUGAACAACAGUGACCUGAUCGCCUGCACGGUGGUGAGCAAGGACACACAGAAGAUUCGGCGCUUCAUGGUGAUCGACGUGGCGCAGCUUGUUCUUGUCGAGCCCGAUGCUAAGCGGCUCGGCUGGGGAGUGGCCAAGUUUGUGGGCUUCCUUCAGGACAUUGAGGUGACGGGUGACAAGGAGGACAGCCGGUGCCUACACAUCACGGUGCACAGCCGAGGCUCAGCGAGCCGGAACGCGAGCGGCCCCGGGAGCGUGCCCCUCCUGGCGGCGCGGUUCCUCUUCGACGACCACAUCCGCUGCAUGGCGGCCAAGCAGCGCCUCAACAAGGGGCGCAUGCGCGCACGGCAGCGCAAGAUGCACAGCAUCGCCCGCCUGCUGGACCUGCCGCUGCAGCCACCGUCGCCCCUGCGGCACCACCCACACACGCCAAGGGCACCUUGCGGACCGGCAGCAUCUCUGUCGGCCGCGUCGAGUUUGAUGCACCGGAGUCUCUCCCAGGACACGGGACUCCGCGGUCGGGCUGGCACCGCGGGCAGCGCAGGGCCUCCCCCGCACCACCAGCCGUACAGGCCGCUGUUCACGACGUCCUCGAAAGUGCCCGGCUUCGCCACGGCCCGCUCCGGGCACCGGGGCAGCGCCGGCGACAUAGAAGGUCGGCAGCGAAGGCGUUCGGGAAGCAGCCCCGUCUCUCGCGGCCGGUCGACGUCGCGGGAGUCGUCUCCACGCCUCGGUCACCGGUCGCGGGACCACUCCGAGGAGAUUCCUCUGGAAGACCUGUCGACCAGGGUCACGGGCAGCCCAUCUCCCGUGCAGAUGAGGCCCUGCUCCGGCAGUCCCGGCGAAGGCAGUUCCAGCGGCGUCUGUAAGAAACCGCGCUCCGAAGAGACAGCCAUGGACCAGGCCGUCGCGGCCGUGCCAGAGGUUGUGGCACCUCCGGUCUCCCUGGUGGUCACUUCGACGGAGUCGACGGACAUUGAAGUGCCACUCUUGCUUCCUCCCAAAGAAGGCUCCGCCACCCUCCUUCCAUCACCUCCAUCAAGCGUCGACGAGACGGGCGAGAGUCCGGCAACCGAGUGCCGGAAGCCAUGCUGCUUCAGCGAGACGUCGUUCUCGGAAGAGUCCGGCGGGGCGGAGCACUGCAAUGGUGACUUCUCGGAGGACACGACGACACCGACGUGCCGGUCGUCCUCGGACGAGACGACCGUCCUCGGCACAGAAGUUGUCGACGAUGGCUUCGAGGCAACGCUCACGUUGGCCGCGACAUGCAAGGCCAAAGGUGUGGUGCACACGGUCUGACAAGGACGGAGCGGCCCGUCACACCACUCGGGCCUCUGAGCUUCUCAAUGCCAUCUGUCUAUAGUACGCAGUCUGUAGCGGCAGUCUAUCGCCCACAGUUGCGUAGAAAGUACGCUCCCGAGCGCUGUGGUCCGUGGUUUGCGAUUGCCUCGCAUGGGUUUAAGAGGAGGCAUUAUCUCUGGUACCAAAUCGGGUAUUCCUAUUUGAAUGCAUUGUAAAAUGCCGAGAGUGGUUCCAUUUUGAUGAUUCAGUAGCGAAACGCUAUACUCUGUUUCAUACAUCAGGUGCAACGCUGUGGAAGCUGUGCACAAAGUUCAGUCAGCAAAAUGCAUAAGUCCAUGCAUCUCGCACUUUGAUUUCGUCAUUUUAAGCGUAG
This is a messenger RNA of Rhipicephalus sanguineus (brown dog tick), 3535 nucleotides long. Its product is annotated as protein CLEC16A homolog. Gene Ontology annotation, cellular component: endolysosome membrane; late endosome. Lineage: Eukaryota; Metazoa; Arthropoda; Arachnida; Ixodida; Ixodidae. The coding region runs from base 1 to 3159 and encodes 1052 amino acids. Gene Ontology annotation, biological process: regulation of autophagosome maturation; endosomal transport; endosome to lysosome transport. The record is from RefSeq and is a predicted model, not a curated record. The transcript has 24 exons.